Molecule: messenger RNA, 1157 nt
Organism: Cynara cardunculus var. scolymus (artichoke)
Lineage: Eukaryota; Viridiplantae; Streptophyta; Magnoliopsida; Asterales; Asteraceae
Product: PLASMODESMATA CALLOSE-BINDING PROTEIN 4-like
Exons: 4
Coding region: 75-731 (218 amino acids)
Source: RefSeq, a predicted model, not a curated record
GCUUGAAACCCACACCUUUUGAACACCACAAUCCGUCAUAAUUAAGUCACUAUCUCAGAAAUCUGGCUACAACCAUGGCUCUUUUUGCACUUUCCAUGGUGGUUCUCUCGGCCAUGGCUGGCUAUUCAAGUGCAGAUUAUUGUGUAUGCAACUCUGGAUUAAGUGAUGCAGUUCUUCAAAAAAACAUAGAUUAUGCUUGUGGAAAUGGUGCAGAUUGUACUCAAAUCCUUCAAAAUGGUGCUUGUUACAACCCUAAUACAGUCAAAGAUCACUGCAAUUAUGCUGUCAAUAGCUAUUAUCAAAGGAAAAGCCAAGGUCCAGGGACAUGUGUGUUCUCAAACACAGCCAGCACUACCCCAACAGCCCCACCUGGUGCAACUUCUGCUUGUUAUGCUGGGAAUCCAAGCUCUUCAACCCCAACAACCUCAUCACCACCUGGGACUGGGACCGGAACCCCUGGGACUGGGACUGGGACCGGGACCGGAACCCCUGGGACUGGGACUGGAACCGGAACCGGAACUAGAACCCCUGGGACCGGGACUGGAACUGGAACUGGAACUGGAACCGGAACUGGCAUGGGCACAGGGACAGGGAUGAACCCAUCAUUUGGACUUGGGCCGUCAGGAACAAGUGGUAGCACCGAUACCAGUGAUGGUGCGUCUGCCAACUCAUUGAUCGCUUUACUGACUCUUAUGGUUCCAGGGUUGAUCUUGUGGUUAAGGUUGAUAUAAUGGGUUUGUCUUGUUAUGAUGUGUGGUGGGGAUGGAUCCUGUUGUAAUUUACACGGUGGGUGGUCGGGUGGGGUGGGUAGUAGGGAAUCGAUGGAUCGAUGAAUAUGGGCAAUUUUUUUGCUGUCUACUUUUUGUAUUGUGGGGAAUUUAUGCCUUUUGAAAUGAGGUUGUCAGCUGUGAAUGGGUGUUUUGUGGGGGUACUAGUAAUCUUUUCUUGAUUCCUUUUAGAUUUUUCACCUUUUGUGUAUCUGAAAGGUUCUUUUCUUUUCUUUCUUUGAAAGUAGCUUCUAUAACUACUAAUUAGUAUUCUAUGGGGUUGAUGCAUGAUGGUACAAGUUUUAAUGCAAAGGGGACAACUUUUGAUAGUCCAUAUUGUUGUCCUCAAAGUGUAUGUAUAGCCAUGUGGCACAUGUGGUUUGUUGGUUU